Molecule: messenger RNA, 2806 nt
Organism: Coffea arabica (coffee)
Lineage: Eukaryota; Viridiplantae; Streptophyta; Magnoliopsida; Gentianales; Rubiaceae
Product: linoleate 13S-lipoxygenase 3-1, chloroplastic-like
Biological process (GO): lipid oxidation
Molecular function (GO): protein binding; oxidoreductase activity, acting on single donors with incorporation of molecular oxygen, incorporation of two atoms of oxygen; metal ion binding
Source: RefSeq, a predicted model, not a curated record
CCAAAAUGCAAAUCUUCUUCAGCUCAUCAAUCUCCAGAGACUAAAUUAUAUAACAUCUAGCAGUACUUCUUCUUGUGGCCUCAUCAGACACAGGCACCUGGAAACAUGGCCGCCUGUAAUCAACUUCUGGCCUCGUCUACAAGAUUUUUGCUGAAUGUCAAACCGUUUCAGCGAAGGAAAAAACUCUCUACUUUCAAUUCAAUACUACCCAAUUACACUAGGAAACCCCUGGAGUACUCCAGCAAGGCAAUCCUUGGGCAUGCAGAAACUUGCUCUGCUGAAGAAAAUUUGGCGAAAGCUGAGAAAGACGAACCAUCAAGGACGAUUAGCCUGUCAGCUAUUGUGACACUGAAAUAUGCUAAUCCAACGGAUCUAAAGGACGUGAUUUUCCAAUUGAUGAAUGCUUCCUCCACGACUAAUGGCCGCGGUGUCGUGCUUCAGCUUGUUAGCUCUGAGCUCGAUCCUCAUACAAGAGAGCCAAAGCUCAGCAGAGAAGCUGUAUUAAACAUGUCAAACUCAAAUGGCCCAAGCAGUGGUUCUUCCCACCAUCAAACUUUCAGAAUUCAAUUUACAGUUGACCACAACUUCGGCGUGCCGGGGGCCAUUAUGGUUUACAACAAGUACGAGAAAGAAUUCUUCUUGAUGAGCAUCUCCGUUGAAGGGUUUGUCAAUUUCGACUGCAAGUCUUGGAUUCAACCAGAAAAGGUGAAUUCCAGGCCCAGGGUGUUCUUCUCUAACAAGGCGUAUCUGCCGUUCCAGACGCCGGCGGGGUUGAAGAAACUACGGGAGAGGGAACUUCAGGAACUGAGAGGUGAUGGGACGGGGACUAGAUUGGCGUCUGAUAGGAUAUACGACUACGAUGUGUAUAAUGAUCUUGGAGAUCCAGAUAAAGGGAUCGAACGUGUAAGACCUACCCUAGGAGGCCAACAAAAUCCUCAUCCUAGACGCUGCCGGACUGGCCGUCCUCCGACCAUUGUUGACGCCAAUGCGGAAAUCCCAGCAAGUUGUUCGAAACCUGUAUAUGUGCCCAGAGAUGAAGAAUUUGAGGAAUCAAAGAACAGAUAUGUAUCUACAGGAAAGCUUAAGGCAGUAUUUGGUUACCUGAUGUUUUCUUUAGUUCCCAACCUCUACUCCGACGUUACCAAUCUCAAAAUCAAAUUACCCCAUUACCAAAACAAUUCUCCACCUGGGGCAAAGGGAUUCUCGGAUCUGGGGGACGACGAAUUUGCUCUACGAGUUCUUGCAGGAAUAAAUCCCUUAAACAUAGAAAGGUUGACGAACUUCCCACCAAGGAGCAAACUCGAUCCGUCUAUCUACGGCCCCCUGGAAUCAGCUCUCAAAGAAGAACACAUCAUCAGCCAUCUAGAUGGAAUGUCAGUGCAACAGGCAAUGGACAAAAAGAAGCUAUUCCUAUUGGAUUACCAUGAUCUCUAUCUUCCCUUUCUCAAUCAGAUAAAUGCUCUUGAUGAUCGCAAAUCCUAUGCGACACGGACAUUGUUCUUCUUAACAAGCGCAGGUACUCUGAAACCCGUUGCGAUCGAGCUGAGCCUUCCAAAAGGGGAGCUAACAGUUUCAUCUAAGCAAGUUCUUACCCCUCCUAUUGAUGACACAAGUAACUGGCUAUGGCAACUCGCCAAGGCUCAUGUUUGCACCAAUGAUAGUGGAGUUCAUCAACUUGUAAAUCACUGGUUGCGGGUGCAUGCCUGCAUGGAACCAGUCAUAAUAGCUGCUCACCGUCAGUUAAGCAUAAUGCACCCCAUAUUCAAGCUUCUCAAACCUCAUUUGCGAUAUACAUUGAGGGUCAAUACAACUGCCCGUGAAACUCUCCUCAAUGCAAAUGGUACCAUUGAAUCCUUCUAUGCGCCAGGACAAUAUUGCAUGCAGCUUGCUUGUUCUGCCUACAGAGAUUUCUGGCGUUUCGAUCAGGAAGGCCUUCCAGCCGAUCUCAUAAGGAGAGGAAUAGCGGUACCUGACCCUAAGCACGAACACGGGUUGAGACUUCUUAUCGAGGACUACCCAUAUGCAAAUGAUGGCCUCCUCUACUGGUCAGCAAUUGACAAAUUGGUGAAGACUUAUGUGGAUCAUUACUAUCCAAAUGCAGUUCUGAUACAAGAUGACAAGGAGCUGCAAGCUUGGUACAGGGAGGUAAUUAAUGUAGGCCAUGCAGAUCAUCGCUUUGCUACUUGGUGGCCUAAUCUUGAAACUCCUGAUGAUCUCAUUAAAAUUCUUACGACUUUAAUAUGGGUUGCAUCUGGAGAACAUGCUGCAUUAAAUUUUGGACAAUAUGGUAGAUUUGACCCGAGCCAUCCCAAUUUGAUGCGAAAGCUGUUGCCACAAGAGAAUGAUCCCGAGUAUGCAAGUUUUCUUGAAAAUCCAAAAGAGUAUUUCCUAUCAUCUUUGCCCAGUUUGGACAACAGUGCUAAAUUUGCAUCUGUGCUAAGUGUGAUCUCUGCCCAUUCGAGUGAUGAAGAAUAUAUUGGGCAGAGGGAUGACUUAUUGAGCUGGUCAGGAGAACCAGAAAUCUUGGAGGCGUUUUACAGAUUCUUUGUGGACAUCAAAAUGCUAGAACGAGAGAUUGAGGAAAGAAAUUCCGAUUCCAAUUUGAGAAAUAGAUGUGCUGUUGGAAUACCCCCAUAUGAACUGCUGAUUCCUAGUUCAGGAAAUGGUGCUACUUCUAGAGGAGUGCCAAAUAGCAUAACAGUGUGAAUUUGGUUUAAAAACUUGUGGAUUUUCUCAUUUCAAAAUAUUGCUGUUUUCCCAAGUUCAAUGUAUUGGAAGAGAGUCAGAGACGGAGAUUGUAAUCAAA